CACGUCUGGUAUGCAUUUAAUGCUGAAGAAACAGUUCAGAAAACUGCGGCGCGAAACUUCUCCAGCAUGAAGCCGUGGUUCAAUGAACGAGUCUGCGCUUUAUUCCGCAGUAACUGGCAGCAUACCUUAACAUACUGGAGUGUGUUCUUCAGUUUUGGACUGUGUGUCGCUUUUCUGGGUCCGACCAUCCUGGACCUGCGAUGUCAGACCCAGUCUAGCCUACAGGAGAUCACUUUGGUCUUCUUCUCCCAGCAGUUUUUCCUAUUCAUUGGAAGCACCAUUGGAGGAUUCUUCAGUAAAACGCUUGUGAACUCUUUGUCAGCCCUGGCUGUGUCCACCCUCAUCAUUUCUCUGGUUUUUGCCAUCAUCCCACUAUGCCAGAAGUUACUCUUGCUGGCGUUUGCCUUGGCAGUGUCUGGUCUCGCCAUGGGCAUCAUUGACACCAUAUCUAACCUGCAGUUGGUGAAGAUGUACCAGAAAGACUCCACUGUUUUCCUGCAGGCUCUUCACUUCUUUGUUGGUCUCGGGGCAUUAAUGAGCCCCCUCAUUGCCGAUCCCUUCCUGUCUGAGAGCAACUGUGUGAUAGGAAAUAGCAGCAUCAAUACAACAUCAUUAACACAUCUGAGGAACACACUCGCAGGCAGACAAAUGCACAACGUGUCCAAUGUCCACCUCCACACCGAGGGCGAGGUGGUGACCAACGUCUCCUAUGCUUUCUGGAUCAUGGCUCUCAUCAACCUGCCUGUACCCAUCGCAAUAUUCAUCCUGAUGUAUCGGGAGCGUUUGUUUAUGUGCAGUUCUCCCAGUCGCCGUUUACUAGAUGGAGACAUUCUGGCCAUGAAUACCUGGGGAGCCACAGGACACUCUGAGGACAUUGGACUUCAGAAACAGGGUCCAAAGAGCCAUAUAGAAUUGUUCAGCUGCUGUCUCCUUGGCAACAUGCAAGGGCUUCCGUUGUCUUUCUUUGGGAUCCAUAUUCUUGGUGGUCUGGUGCUCUUUUUUUCAGAUGGUAUAGUGGGCUCAUACACAGGCUUUAUCUACACCUACGCAGUGGCGCCCCCUAUGAAUCUACCUCACAAGACAGCCGGAUACUUGACAUGCGUCUUCUGGGUGGCCAUUACUGUGGGACGCUUAUCUGCGAUACCUCUGUCUUACCGCUUUAAACCUGUCAAACUCCUUAUCGUCAGUCAGGUGGGUGUGAUAGUCACACUACUACUGCUACUGAUUUUUUCUAACAGUAGUGUGUUCCUCUUCAUUGGUACCUGCAGUCUUGGUCUGUUCAUAAGCAGCAUCUUCCCCUGCAUGCUUGCGCUCACCGAAGACAUCCUAGAAUACAAUGGUUGUGCCACUACAGUCCUGGUGACCAGUGCUGGGAUGGGGGAGAUGUUACUACAGGUGCUCGUAGGAUCGGUGAUGCACAAUCGUGGCAGUUUCAGUUUCCUGUUAUGUGGAAUGAUCUUUGGCUGCAUGGGAUUAAUUUUCUUCAUUUUGCUGUUCUUCGUCCAGCACAAUCACAAAAAAUUCACGGAAGUUUUACCAAACAAUCCUCCUGUGGAAAGACUUGAGGAGAAUGGGAUCAAAACCUGCUCUGGUACAAUACUGAACUCAUGGGAAAUCUCAGAGCGAAAAGCAUCAAUCGAACCAGAGCAAUGACAAUCUGAGGCUAUCCAAU
Molecule: messenger RNA, 1672 nt
Organism: Xyrauchen texanus (razorback sucker)
Lineage: Eukaryota; Metazoa; Chordata; Actinopteri; Cypriniformes; Catostomidae
Product: major facilitator superfamily domain-containing protein 4A-like
Exons: 10
Coding region: 67-1653 (528 amino acids)
Biological process (GO): transmembrane transport
Source: RefSeq, a predicted model, not a curated record